Electrophorus electricus (electric eel) is the source of this 4819-nucleotide messenger RNA. The record is from RefSeq and is a predicted model, not a curated record. Lineage: Eukaryota; Metazoa; Chordata; Actinopteri; Gymnotiformes; Gymnotidae.
AGUCAACGUGGUGCGCUCCGUUUCCAUGAGAUCGAAGUUGUUUUGAUCGAUGCUUGUUUUGCGUCCUUGUCGUGGUGGGGAUUCAAUACCAUGAUGCCUGGAGAGAACCAGUCUAAAGCCGGAGAGGUUGCCUCCGAAGCAACGUCUGGCACCUGUCAAAACUGCACUAUUUUAAAUCGGAGCCUGGAUGAGUACAUGUCUGCUUUGUUGGCACUGAAACAGAAGAUCAUUGACACUGACCAUCUCUUGAGUGAGUACAAAGAGAAAUGUGAUGAGCUUCAGAAAUCCCAAAGAGAGAGCAGUAAGUUGCACAAACAGUUGGAUGAGGUGCUGGAGAAACUCGGCCCUUUAGAAAAACAGACUGCGGACUAUGAGACCGUAAAGGCUGAACUGGCAGAAAUGAAGACUGCUGUGAAAUCUUAUCAUCAGAAGUCAGAGGAGGUGGACAGCCUGAGGGCAGAGAACGCAAAAGCACUCGUUUUGAAGCAGAAGCUUGAAGACAAUCUCAAGAAAGCAGAAGACACAGCAGAGUCGCAAAGUCUGGAAAGCAUGAAGCUGAGAUCUGAGAAGAAAAGCUUGGAGGAAGACCUGCAGAAGACUCGAGAUUCCCUCAGGACAUGCCAGCAGGCUGCCGAGGAAGUGGAGAGUCUGAGGCUGCAGAAUGCCAAGACUCUGAUUCUAAAAUGUAAUCUUGAAAAUCAGCUCCUGGCACAUGAAGACAGAAACCUCCAGCAAAAUGAUGAAAUCAGAGACCUGAAAUGUGACAACAGUAGACUUGCAGAAGCCCUCCUGAAAACCCAGGAAAAACUUCAAAAAUUAGAAAAAGAAUUCAACAAAGAGAAAACCAAUAUUUCUAUACAAACUGAAAGGGAACCAGAAGUUGACAAAGCUAAAGUCAGAAUGCUCUUACAGCAGCUGUGGCAGUGUGUUGAGUUGUCUCAGACCACAGAAAAGUUGGACUUAACUGACCUCCCAGACAGUCAACACUUGACCAGCCCCCCAAAACACAGAUUUCAAAGAGCUCCAUUUCAAAUACUGUCUGGCAGUCUUAUCAGAAAGCGGAUGCCACAAUCAGCUGGCUCGAGCCCACCUGAAGGAACACACUCUCAAACCCCAGGUUCCUCUACUUCCAAGCUGGAAGAGUCUCCAGGGAAGAGUAAGUUCCACUCUUUAUUCCAAGAACAGAACAGUCCAAGGAGAGAACACGGGAACAGAAAAACAGGCUGCAAGAAGAAACGGAGUCUGGAAUCAGAAGAGCCAAAUGAGAGCAGUACACUGAUGCACAAAACCACCGAGGUGUCAACCGAAGGUGGUGGUGGUGAUCAGACAGGCAGAGACGGCUGGGGAAACAGUACAGAUUUGUGGGAGAUUCUGGAUAGCUUCAGGCCUUUGCCUUCUGCUCUGUCCCCCAUGUCUUGUCUUUCUAACGAGCAGGUUGAGAGAGAUGUUAUUCCAUCACUGUUGGAACCAAAGGAAGGCUCACUAUCGAGCAAUAAAGAUUGUGAAAAAUCAACAGACUCCACAGAAUCCAAGCCUCUACAUAGUCCUGUAGCAGUUCAAUCUUCCUUCUCCGAUUCACCACUAAAAACAGGCCAUUUGUGCUCAGAAAUACCACUAGUUCCCCUUUAUACUGAUAAAGUAGUCCUUGAAAACUUUUCAUCAGAGUGUCAAGACAUGGAAGUGGAAGAAUUGUGUAAGGGGAAAGAAAAGUUUCAAAACAGUGCCAUUGGAGCAGAGAGUUUACAGAAUGGAUGUGAAAAGGACUAUGUCCAAAUAAAACCAGCCUGGAUUAUCACAAAAGAAUCACAUCUGAGCUCCAUGGAAGAUCAUAUGAAUCCAGUGAAGUCCCAGUCUAAUGCUAGCAGUGAAAUACCUAGCACACUUUGCAGUGAAGUAAUCAGCAAAGGUUUAGAUUCUGGACAACAACUUAUGAACACUGACCACAAGUGCCCGGAUACUGAUGAUGGGCUGGAGAACCAGAGAAGCUUGACUCCAGAGGAAAUCCGGAGCAGUUGUACUCCAGAACAAAUCCAAAGUUUGACUCCAGAUGACACAACUUUAAGAAGAGAUUCAAAGAUUCAUGAUUCCUCUUGUACCAAGGUUGAUGGUGUUUCUUAUUUAGAGUCUUCAAAAGAUGAAGAAUCGUCAGCUGUGAAGGAGUUGUUUUGUCUUGACCAAAAAGUCAGAGGAGUUUGCUCGAGACCUAGCUCACCUAAUUCUUCACAUCAUUUAAACAGUGUUGGCACACAUGAUCCAGAAUCAGUUGAAGAGCAAAUAUCUGUAAGCCAAGCUCAGAGAACAAGCCCUAAAACAGAAGCAGAAGGCGCUGUAGAAGACUCCAGCGCUACACGUAACCCUGAGGAUGAGAGAAAAAAUGUCAUUGUGGAAGGCAAAAUCAUUACAGAGAAUAUAUGCCAGCCAGCAAUUCCUGAAGAAAACACAGCAGAAGACGGUCAGCAAGUGAGUGAUGCACAUCACCAUUAUCAAGAAGAACAGGAAGUACAUGGAGCUCUUGGUUCCAACGUUGAAAACGUGGGUGGACAUCUCGUCAAUGGCCUGAAAGAGCACCUCACCAAAGCAGAAGACCAAAUCACCGUUAACCCUCAGGAGGCUCAUCCACCACGUUCAGUAGCCGAAGUGAAAUCGCUGAUGCUUCCGGGUUUGGAUAAAGGUGAGAAUCUAUCCCCUCUUACAGCUUCCAGAGAUGCACUUAGCUCAACGCCAUCUCCGGAAUCGAUAAGAAGAGUUCGUACAGAGAUGGGCCCGCCACUACCUCCAGCAGUUAUGCCACUGACUGCAACACCACCAAAGUUUGUGAAGCAUCAAAAUCCACUUCGGCUCAAUGUGCAGUUGCCCUCCUGGUUACCAGCUGAGGGACCUUGUUCUCCCGUGCAGCAGCCAACAGAAUCUUCCUCUAAUUCAAGUUUUGAAGAUGAAACAAAGAUGUCUCCUUGCCUGAACACGCCUUCCCCGUCUAGCCUUGGCGUUCCUACUUUUCCUUUGCAGUUUGGCUCGGAAACUCCAAAGCACGCUGUGCCAGUCCCAGGACGGCUGCCCUCGUCAGCUUUAAGCUCCUCCUCUCCCACUGUGUCACAGGAGAGCUCCAUGCAAUUGCUGGACACCAUGUAUCCAGAGCUCUCUGCCCAGGCGCGGACCCUCACCAUACUACGGUGGAACGUUGGACUUAACAGGGCCACCGGCGAGACCGGGGCCUCCCCCCAAACUGUCAGCCAGAUCUCUGGAAACAAAACCAUCAACUCUUCAUCCACAGCCUUCACCAAGACAGAGCAAAAAGGAAAAAGGAUGGGUGUGAACGUGUUGCUGCCCAAGAGCGCCAAGAGACUUCGGCUCGAUGCCUGCUCGCCAGGGCCCGCUAAAGUCACCUCUCCUUUACAACAGUUUACUGAUGCACAACCGAGCAGCGGCACAGAUCCGACUGAAUCCCGGCCAGCGAACAGCCUGUGGAGCAACAAUCAGGAGCCUAGAACGGAAUGCAACGCUGAGGUCAAAGGAACUGAGAAACCGUCACAAAUCUCUGAUGCAAUAGAAAAAAUUCAGACGUCGUGUUUUGAUAUAUUGCCUGUAAUCAAGAGUCAUGUGUUUCUUGGAAGAAUAUCUAAAAUCCCUGUCCUAAGAGAUGAAGAAAAGUCUGUUCUUGCUGAUUUCUGUUCAGACCAGUCAUCAGCAGAAGAGUUAAUGCUGGCCAUUUUGUCUAAAAUGAAGCUGGAGAGAGCUGCUGCUAAAGCGGACCACCUGCACGCCCUCUGCAGGGUCUACGUAGGCUUGUGUCGCCACCGAGGUGACCAUCAAAAGGUCCAUGCCCUUGCCUACCACCUUCUGAAAGAAGACUUCCCCGAAGCCGCGAAGAUGAUUUUGUUUUUGGUGACAACGUGGCCAACCGUCAUGUCCCACGAGGGCCCUCUGUGCAAAGCCAUCAACACAGUGAGCAAGAUGAAAGCAGAGGGGGAGGUUUUGGACUACCUUACUGUGUAUCUUCACUGGGACAGGACACCAUCAGGUGACCUCAACAAAAUGGUCACUAGCACACUAAAAGCACUUCUAGAGGACGGUGAUCUGACAUUCCAGAAGCAUGAUCGCUAUGGUGAUGACCUCUGCCCCAGAGCCUGGGAAUACAUUUUUACAGUGGAUCUUCUGUGUGCACAUCUAGGAUGGAAGUGGACUCUUGAAAAUAUUAUUGGGAAAGAGCUUUGGCCAGUCAUGAAUGCAUGGGUGACACAGCCAAGACAUCAGCAAACACCAGUGCGAGAUGUUUGUGUAGCAGCUGUUCUGAGACUAAUUGGGCGACUCGGUCAACUGGGCAUUAAGGAGAAGCUAUGCGAAUUUCUUCAAAACGUCUCAAAACCCAUAAACCUCUUCGCUAAACACGGAAUAGCGGAAGGUGUGCCCUGGGAGGUGCAGCUGUCCGCGGUCUACGCCAUCUACGACCUGGCCCCCAUCAGCCCCAAAGAUGCCCUGGACUCCCUGGCGUCGUGGCGGGGGGACACCACGCGGCCCGUCCCCCCGGCCGUCACCAGCUGCAUCACCCAGAUCGGCUCCCUCUGCCGUCAGAUCAAACUAUAAAGUGUUCAGGGAACUACAUAUUUGGUUUUAUAUCUCGGUGGGGAAAAGUCACUGGUUGAUAUCCCCGUGUGUUCAUGGCAUUUUGCCUUCGAGUCAGGUGAUCUGUACUCUGCUAUAUCAAAGAGUGGCCUGAUGAUUGGCACGAGGAGGGAUGGUUGUUUAUUUGUAAAUUAUUUGUAUAUUUUGUAUUUGUAAAGCUGUUUUUUAAGGUCCUGAAAAAAUAAAGUUAAGCAAGGCA